Messenger RNA from Physella acuta, 6376 nucleotides. Its product is annotated as RUN domain-containing protein 1. Lineage: Eukaryota; Metazoa; Mollusca; Gastropoda; Physidae. The record is from RefSeq and is a predicted model, not a curated record.
AAAUAUCGAAAAACUGGCCUUGUAGAUUUCUAGGCUUAGACCAGCAUUUGUUUGAAUGCAGCAACACUUUAGAAAUAUGGAAAAUAGUGUUUGAAAAUGAAUAUAAUUCAUAUUUUUUAGGAAUACAUUUAGACAGUAGUUGACAACUUUGAUCAAGAAAUGGCCACUGAGGAACCCGUCAGUGCCAGAUCAGGGAAAGAAAAAAUUAACCUGUCUGAUUCUGUUGAUCUGGACGCUGACCUAGACUAUGAUAGCUUUGACGAGAGCGGCAACGACAGGCCAACAGAGAGAUGGGCUCCCCUUGGAGCUGCUGUCAGCCCCUCACCUUCUCCCUAUGAACCCAGGCGAGCAAGUGACUGCGAAGAGCUUAGACGUCUAGAAGAAGAGCAAGAACAGCUGAACUCAUCUCUGCUGGCCCUUACAACACAUUUUGCUCAAGUGCAGUUUCGUCUCAAGCAAAUUGUCAGUGCUGAAGCAGAGGACAAAGAGACUCUCCUAAAAGAACUAGAAGAGUUCGCUUUUAAAGGAAUCCCUGAUGUUAGAGGCUGCAAGGUUCAAGAUGCACAGAUUCUAGAGGAAGUGAGUGAGAGGGAACAUGAGAUGAAGAUUGGUGAACAAAGAGAGAAACAAAGACAGCUGAUACAACAGCUCAAGUCACAGCUGGAGGACCUGGAGACUUAUGCUUACGAGACUGGAGAUGCCGACAGCUUGCCAACAAGUAAAGUGAUGGAGAAACAGAAAGUUGUAUUAGAGGAGCUGAAACACAAGUUGGAUCUCAACUUAGAGAAUUUAGACAGUCUGAGCACUGAAGAGCUUUGUCAGGUUGUGGACCAUGCUGUUGGUCAAAUAGUGAACCCCGCCAAAGUUAAAGAGAAACUUGUGGAACAGUUGAAGACCCAAAUAGUUGAUCUAGAAAGGUUUAUACAGUUUUUACAAGGGGAAGCAACUAGUCCAGGUCCUUUAGGAAAAGACAGAUGUUUAUGUCCUGUUCAUGAAGAUGGGCAGACUCCAGCAAGUGGACACCAUCGCCAUGGUGAUCAGAAGAGCAUUGGUUCUUCUAGUCACUCGAAACAAAAAAAUCAUUUCAGCUUUAGUGGUAGGGACAAAAAAGAAGAUCAUGAACAUUCAAAGCAUUUAAAUGAAUCAGCCAACACUAUCAUGAAGAAGGCCCUGACUGUCUUACAAAUCUACAUCAUAAGUCAGCUGGGCUGUGGCAGCAGGGACUUUAAGAGAAACCUGCUGAAAAAAACUGCUAAAGGAAAUCAUUGGGGGGACCUGCGAGCCAAACUGGAAAUGGCCAUAACAAAAUGUAUUGAUCUGGCAGAGAAACAAAAACAGGAAGCCAAACAGGACACAGACAGUGAGGACUACUCUUCUGAUUCAGAUGAGAAUACCAACCAGUCCAGUCCUGCACUGACCCAGUGUGUUCGCAAGGACCUGGCCAUGGCCCUGCGCGACCUGAUGCAGCAUGGCCUGAUGGAAGUGGGCCAGUCCACCAGCCUAGUGCCGUUUGGCUGCUUUCCCAGCCGGUCAGCACAGAUGACCCGGAUGUUGCAUGCCUGGGAUUUGUUUCUCAAGUAUUACGAGAUGAAGAAUGGCAGGGAAUAUAAUGAGUCUCCAGCCAGGAAAUUGUCCCAGUCGUUUCACCUUGAUAUGGUGGGGGGUAAACCCAUCACAGCCAAGCAGACUUUUCUAGGGGCUAUUGAUACAGUCAUCAACUCUCACACACCCCUCAAGCGCAGCGAGGACGCCCACCUCAAGGCUUUUAUAAGUAUGGCUCUCAAUGAACGUAAACUAGUGACUUGGCUGCGCCUACUCUUCAGGACACAGACCCUCAUUGACAUGUAUUACCAGGACUGGAGUUAUGUUGCUCGAACAGGUUUUGAAGAUGCUUUACGAUCGUUGGAACGUUUGUUGGUCAUUAAUUUCAAUUUGCCAGUAGACCUUGCUGUCAGAACAUUCAGCAACAUCAAAGAUGCCUUUUGAUCCUGUGGUCUAAAAAUUUUAAGUCUCUCGGGUAUUUUGAAAUUAACAGCUAAUGCCCAAUUUCUUAAAAACCAAUCAUUCUGUCUCAAAUUCUUUUAAGAUAAAGGGUGUGAAAAUAGUUAUACACAUAGUAAAACCUGGCAUUUAAAGAACCGUAACAAAUUUAAGCAUUUAUUUACUUAUUAUCUCCCAUUUAUGAUUUUACUUUUUUUUUUUCUCACUCCCUGCUGUAUUAGAAAAGAAAAUCAUAAUUUUUGUAGUGAAUUUCUGUGAAGAUGUGCAAUAAUUGUGAUAAUAGAUUUAUUUUCUAGUUUUAACCAAAGUUAUUUUACAACCUUCUUUGAGUAUAGAAUGUUGUGCCAUUAUUUUUAAAAGUGCUAAAAUAUUAUUAAUUUGCAAUGUUAUUUUUUUUUAUCAAAAUGUGUAACUAAAAUUGUAUUCAAAAUAUUACUUAAAGAAAAAGUAUAUUUGGAUUAUAUAAUUUUUGUUAUAAAAAUAUUUUCUCCUUUAAAGUUAAAUUCAAAAACUGCUUACAAUAAACAAAAGAAAUACUAUCUUUUGUAACUAUUGGAAAUUCCAUUUUUUUUUUGUAGAAUGAAAGUCUUUUUGCCAAUAUUUACAAAACCACAAUAUUCAGAUGGCUUACACAGUAUCACCUUUUGCUGACAUGUGUAAUUAAUCCUAAAACUUGUAUUUAAAAGGGAGAAACAUUUUUUAAGCUUUAAUUUAACUGUUUACAGUUUUUAAGAUUUCUUAUUUGUAAGUAUUUUAUUUUUCAUUCCAGUAUUUUAUCAGUAUUACAGUAAAAGAAAAUACAUAACUGCUACUUUCAGAAUUAUGUCCUAAUCAUUAGUUCAUCAAUAGUUUUGAUAGGGUUAAAAAUUCAUAGAAUAUUUUUAUAUACUGUAUAACAUUUGGUUUCAUUAAGGCAAAAAUAUUUUUUGAUGUUCAAGAAAUGUUCAAAACCUUUCUGUUUCCAUUUUUGUUAAAAGAGCAUUUUAUUUAAAUAUGUUUCAAAUUAUAGAAGUGUUCAUAGUUUUGAAAAAACAAAUUAUGUUUCACUGAUUCUUGAGACUUUAUUAAGAUAAAAGUUCAUCUGCAAGUUUUUUUAAAAACGUUCACAUGUCAAUAUUAAUGUAAUCUGACUACUUAAUUUGUUUUCUUUCAUUUUACUUCAAAUUUUUUUUGGUGCUGGUCUUUUCAACAUUUUUAUUUACUUGGUAAUGUUGGUUUUAAUAAUUAUUCCAUAACCACAUCUGUGACACUUAUAUUAUUUACAAAUUUCAAGACUGCCAUAAUAAUUUUUAUUCUGAUUACCUCCCUUAUUUACUCACCACUUGUUGACUGGAGAUUUUACUCCUUGUUUUGUAUCUCUCAAUAUCAUGAAAGGCAUAAUUUGAUUGGACAAUUUAAAAACUUAAAAAAACUAAACUUAAUUUCACUAUAGCAAAAAAUUUUUUUAUUACAUGGUAUUAUUGGAAUGUACACAUUUCCAUGGGUGAAAAGGUUAAAAUAAGUCAAAUAAUUUUUUUCUUAAUUUAGAUCUAUAUUAUGUGGGAUUAGUUACCUUUUUUGGUUGAUUAAUACAUUUAAAAAAUGUGUAAAAAUUGUAUCACAUUCCAUUUGUUAUUAUUACUAUAGGAAAUUAAAAGUAGUAGAUCUAGAUCUAGUAGAAUGGUCUUAGAUAAAGUAAUAUUUGUGUAAGUGUUGACAAAAAAAGAAAUGAAUUAAAAUCAGUGAAACUUAAGCUAGGGAAUAUAUGGACUUCAUCCAUAAGCUUUAAUUUUAAAAAAAAAUAACUAGUCAUAUUAAUGUUUAGAUUAUGUUUAUGCAUUCCUUACCCAUCAUUCCUCUAUCUAUUGUGGAAACAUUCUUUAUUUUUUGUGUGCAAUACUGUUGUGUGCACCAGAUCUGCAAACUUUAUGCUGUUUACAUAGCAGUUUAUCUCAUUGUUUUAAUGAUAAACAUUUUUGUCAACUGUGACACCUUGCACUAGCAACUUGUGGUUGUGCAUUUUAUUAAGUUUGUGAUUUAUUAUUUUGAAGCUUUAGUUAUUUGCAUAAAGUUGCACACCCAGCUAUUUGUGAUGUGUAAAAUUGUGAUUGAUAUAAAUAGAUUUUUUUUGCAUUGGGCCUAAUACUAAUAGGGUUAAAGUAAAAAUUGAAUCAAAUUUUUUUUUAAAGAAAUAAAUUUCCCUUACAUAAUAUAAAUGUCUACUAAAUAAUAUAACCAAAUGAAAAACCAGAGUUUUAAAGCCUAAGUCAACAGCUUAUAUGAAGUUAAGUUUGUCUGAAGAAUUAACUAGUUCAGUAUUGUGCUUUGUAAUGGUGUAAUGUUUGGUUAAGGGCAUCUGUCUAUUGUUAAUUAGCCAAGCUAUUGGUAUUUUCUCCCCUGAACUGUUUUCUCAAUCUGUUUUAAUCUUCCUAUCCUGUCCCAUCCUUGUUUUAUUUUAUUUUUUAUUAAUUUAAUGUGCAUGUAUAUUGUGUUGCAGUUUUUUAUUUAUAAAGUGUAGUUUUUUAAUUAACCAAUUUAAUUUUAAUUUAUUUAUGAAAUAUUUUGUAAAAAAAUACAAUUUAAACAAUGAUUUAUUUUUUAAAACCAUUUUGUUGAUUUUAAAUUAAAUUAAGAAAAAGGAUACAAUUUUUAAAAAUAUUGUUCCAUUGUAUUAACUCUUGUAAAAAUUUAAAAGAAAUUCACAAUCAUAAUGAUUUCAUAAAAUGAUAUAUACCUAUUUGGCUUAUUAUUCUUGAUAUAAUUUAAAUAAUUUCAUUAUUCUAGUCAUGUUUCUAUACAGUGUUUAUUAAACUUCUUCAAGUUUUCAUAAUACGAAUCUCUUAACAUUUGAAAUUAAUACAAGUAUAUACUACAAAUUUUUCCAUCAUUUUCUUAUAAUUUAGUCACUUUAAACAUUGGUCAUUUUAAAAAAUGCAGUAUUUUUCUCAUUGUUGAAACAAUAUUUGGUUUUGAAAAAGCAUUUUAAAAUUUGCAGUUUUAUGUUGCAAGUAUUUAUAUUAUGAUUAUCUUCAGAAAUUAUUUUUGCUCUAGAUUUUAAAAGCAGUUCAUCGUUUUAUGCUUUUAGCUAUUCAAAGUUUUGUACUACUUUUAAAUGUUAACAAAUGUUGGAGCAGUUAGUUAUCUUAGGUUGCUUAAUGUACAUGCAUUUAUUUAUUGUUUUCAUGCCAAGGGAGUUUUAAUUAUUUCUUUAAAUCCUAGUCUAAAAUUUAUGUGUAUAACUUUUUUUAAACUAGAUUUUAGGAGCAUAAAUUUUGUUAAAUUAUAGGGUAUUGUGGCUGUGAAUUAAUUGACAUGUUUUGUGCUGCAUUUAAAAAACAAAUUCUGUCGUGUUUUAAAUGAUCAGAUAAUUAAUUAAACACACAGCUUAAGCAAAGAAUGCCUGUUUUUGUUUUGUAUUAAAGCCUGAUUCGUUCCAAGUUUUUAAUGUGAACAGUGUUUUAUAUUUUUAGUUAGCCUUAUUUAGACUUGCUUCAAUGGUUAAAAGUAUAUCGGUAACAAAGGGCACAAAAAUUGAUUAGCAACUUUUUUUUUUAAAAAGUAUCUUAACUUAAGCAAGUUUUUGCAACUUUUUUAAAUGCCAGUUUUAACUUUUUUUUCUCAUAUUGUUGUCACACUAAAUUAGUGUUGGGCAAAAAAUAAUAUGCAAAGUACAUGCAUAAUACAGAUAUAGAUCUUAUUUAUUUACAUUUUAUAAAUAAAUCUAAUAAGUAAUUAUAGAAUAAUCAGCAAAAUACAGAAGUGAUUGUUUCAUUAUAAAUUUUUUAUUUACAUUAAUUAUGUUUCGAUUGUUUUUUUUUCAUCAAUGUACACCCUCAGUUUCCCUCAUGUUAAAUAAACUCAAUGUACAAAAUUCUUAAUUAUCAGCAUCGGUAAAAAUCAACACACAACAAGCCUUCAAACAACGUAGUAAGUUAAAAUGUCUUUCUUUUUUAAUUAUAAAAAGAAAUAAUACAAAAAAAAGGAAUAAAUUAACCUUUGAAAAUUAACAUUUUUUAUGCAUGAACUGAACAAAUUAUGAAAAUCUAUAAUCACAUUGAUUUUAUAACACAAUUGGACAAAAACAAAUUGGCACUGGAAAUAUUAUUUAAAAUAUGUGGACAUGUGAACAUUUUGAUGUGGGUUGGCAAGACUGAUUGAUGGGGGAGAAAUUGUUAUAUGAAUUAUGUAUGUAUGUCAGGAGAAAAGACGUCAUGAUAUUUAUACAGCAGUUUAAACAACAAGAAGUAAACAAGCAAGCCAGAAGACUGUUUUGGUGAAUUUUUUUCUUAAAAUAUGUCACUGACAGCAUUUAAAAUGUAUUCACACACAAGCUAAAAAUGUGAAAAAAAUAGAAACAUUAAUUCACUUGUCAUGUAGUGUAGACUAUCCUGCUUUU